Messenger RNA from Chilo suppressalis (striped riceborer), 11479 nucleotides. Lineage: Eukaryota; Metazoa; Arthropoda; Insecta; Lepidoptera; Crambidae. The record is from the annotation of a GenBank genome assembly.
GAAUGAUGUCGUAAAGCAAAAUGAAUGUAUCUGUUCAACUUUUAUUAAAUCUUGUUUGUUAUGUUUUUAUAAAGUUAUAAGCCAAUAAAAUAAAUACCCAGUAUGUGAAUUAAGUACACGAGAUAUAAUAAUUUAGGUAAGAUAAUCGGAUGUCACGUGAAGUGUAAAUUGAAUUAAAAGCAAACGACCUUUUAAUUAGUAACUUGUACCUAUAAACAAACAGCUGUAUGUGGUUGUGAGUGACUGUGUGCAUAAUUCACUUGUUGCACCUACUUUCAAAACUGGAUAAUUCACCUGUUUAUGUGAGAAAGUGAAGCUGUUCUAUUAUUUACAUAUCGAAGGAACGGAAUUGGUGUUAUCAUUUUACCGUUACAGUUGACGUUAGACCGUGAGAAGAACGUGUUGUUUUCGAUUUAUCAAAGUUCGUUACAAUGCACCUGCACUGCAGAUAACCGCGAUCACGCGUUGAUUAUGACACGGUUCGGAGGAGUUGCAAUCCAGUUACUUGCAAAGAAACUAUUGUACCGACGAGACAGGUAAACCGACGAGUGAGGUAUCAUCGAGACCCCAAAAUGAGUCAUACGUGGUCGCAGGCAGUUAGUUUAUUGUUUUGUUUUUGCCGAAUUCCUUGACGAUGACAGUGCCACAGAGAAAAGUUAGUGAUUUUGAUAAAAAAGUACAUUCCACUUAUGAAAAAUAAAACGUUACUUGUGUGGUUAUGAUUAAGUAAUGGUGAGAUUCCUAUUAAUGAGCAAGGUUGCUGCUAAAAAGACUGUAAGUGUUGGUUAUAAGAUGAAUUAAAACUUCAAGACUGAUAGAUAAAAUGGCUCAGAACUCAAUGGAUUCUGAUAGACUGUCUUCAGCGGGUAUUUCAACUCAUAGCUCCGGAACUGCUGGUACUGUAGGAGGUUCAGUGGUUGGUGUGAGAGUCGGAAAUCCCAACCACAAGAGAGAUGAUGAAGAUGACUACAACUUGGGACCAUUACCUCCAAACUGGGAGAAGGCUUUUACACCAUCCGGUGAAAGAUAUUUUAUCGAUAACAACACAGGCACCUCUCACUGGCUCGAUCCCCGGUUAGCGAGAGUACGUAAACACUCCCUCGGUGAAUGCGGGGAAGACGAACUACCUUAUGGCUGGGAGCGAGUGACAGACGAAAGAUAUGGCUCUUACUAUGUCGAUCAUAUCAACAGGAGGACGCAGUAUGAGAACCCAGUACUGCAAGCAAGGCGAUUGAGGGCUGAAAAGCUUGCAGCAGAAAACAGUGCCAAUAACCAGGCUAACGGUUCUACACCCACCGGUGAACUUCGGGGAGAGAGAUUCACACUCACUCUCACUAAAGGACCACAGGGUCUAGGCUUUACCCUUAUCGGAGCCGAAGGUAUUCCAGAGACUGAAGGUUACUUGCAAAUCAGGAGUAUAGUCCCGCACAGUCCUGCCUGGAUCGAUGGUGCCUUACAACCGGGUGACGUGUUAGUAGGUGUAGGCAGUUGCGCAGUCCGCGGGUUAUCUCACGCGCAGGUGGCGCAGAUGUUCCAGUCCAUCACUCCAGGCACCGACGUCUGUCUGCACGUAGUCAGAGGAUAUCCUCUGUCAUUCGACUCCGAAGACCCGAAUACUCGCGUACUGAGCACACUGGCGGUAGACGCGAACGCGCCGCCUACCUCCGAUGCAGUUGCUAUGCAGCAACUAACAAGAGCCUUAAGGACGAGAUUCAACUUGGACUCUCCGAACCACGAAGCGAGCCCGGGACAUGACGAGCCCGACAGUCCGGCGUUAUCCAGGUCAUUUCUCGAUCCUCCCGCCAGAUGCCCUUCCGCUGAUAUCCUAGCCAUGGGAGAGCACCACUCGCGGGACAACAGUGUGAACAACAACGAACAGGGCCGCGAAUUAGUGCUCACAUUGAGGAGAGGUGCUGCCGGGUUCGGAUUCACUAUAGCCGACAGUGUUCACGGGCAGAAGGUGAAAAAGGUGUUAGACAGAAGCCGAUGCGCAGGAUUGCGCGAAGGCGAUCUCUUACUGCAGAUAGGGGAUACGGACGUUAGACAUUCACCACAUCAGCACGUUGUUCAGGUGUUAAAAGAGUGUCCGGCACUCCAGUCUACCGCCUUACGCGUAUGGCGUCGCCCCGCCCGACCGCCUCGCUCCCGUUCUGCCACCCGUCUACAUACUACGACCACUGCUGCUAGCAACAGCAGUCAACUAGGCAGAAGCAAAACUCCCACUGCCGAGCAGCUACGAUCUCCAGCUCUGCACACACAAGACCACUUACAAGACUUACACAACGGAAUGAACACUGAGGCAACAUACGCCGUCCCCGAACACAAGGGUCGCGAUCGAGAAUCACUAAUAGACCGUCGUCGUCGAAGCAGCACACCCGGCGGUAGACUUACAUUACCAGCGGUAACUCCGUGGAUAGACAUACAGACGGAGAACAACCAAUGGCAGGACAGAGAGACGUGGGUGGACAACUCGAACGUUAGGAACUGGGCGGAAAGUACGCAGAAAUGGGAUGGAGCCAACGGGAAUUGGGAUGGCAAUCAGGAAAGAUGGGGUAAUGGCAACUGGGGGGAGGUGCCCACACCCACAGUCCACGUAGAUAUGAACGCGGCUUAUUGGAGGGGCAAUGCCAGCGUCGCCGACAGUAGUGAUAAUGGAGGUUUUCCCGAAGAUGGUAUGCUACAUUCCCCCACCACUGCAGCUAUUGGUGGACUGACUGCGCAUCGGCAGUCUCCAUCCACCAGUAGAAUUGGGCCACAUUCACCAUCGAAUUCCACAGGCCGGCUCCGCAGUCAUUCUCCCUCCACGAACAGUGCUACAGAUCGGCUGUUGGGUAACUCUCCGUCAGGCAGACUGCAGAGUCAAUCUCCUUCUAAUAACUCAUCCACUGGAAGAAUCAAGGGUUCGCCACUCAGGUUGCGGGAAUCCUCACCGCCUCGCCACAUGGAGUCCCCCGUGUCGGGGCGCUCCAACUGCUACCAAGAGGGCCAUCAGCCCGGCAACCUUUACGUCGCCAACUACCCGCAGGUGGAAGCAGGUGGAGGGGCCGUGGAUCCGGAAGCUGACGUCACAGUUCGUCUCGCUCGCGGGGGUGCCGGGUUCGGGUUCCGGAUCGUGGGAGGCACUGAAGACGGCAGCAGAGUCGCCGUGGGAUACGUAGUGCCAGGUGGUCCAGCAGACGGUCUGCUAAGGCCGGGAGAUCUUCUCACAUCGGUCGAUGGUAUUCCUCUAGCGGGAGCGACGCAUGCUAGAGCCGUCGCCUACGUCUGCCAAGCAGCUUCUAGAGGCCAUGUAACAUUGGGUGUAAGACACAACCGAGCUGAUAUCCAACCGUUAGGGCUGCCAUCUAUGGUGGCCCCGCAUCCACACCAAACAUUAAUGGCAGCUGAGCCGCCACCACAUCAUAUGCCACCUGCUUCAUACAAUAUACUACAUCCAGCACCCAUGUACCCGCCUGCCGCACAUAUACCUAUGUACGGUGGUGUUCCAUACGAAGCAACGGCCGGAUGGGCUCCGACCCCAUAUGAUGUAACGGUGACGCGGUCCGAGGGCGAAGGUUUCGGGUUCGUGGUCAUCUCUUCUACCAACAAGGCCACCAGCACUAUUGGCCAACUGAUCCCCAACUCGCCAGCGGCCCGUUGCGGUCUCCUCCACGUCGGCGACACAAUAGUAGGCAUCAACCAUCUUCCUAUAAGAAACCUGCCGCACCCUGAAGUGGUGGCUCUCAUCAAACACUCCGGCACCACCGUCACGCUCACAGUGCUGCCACCUGCCGCCGUCCGAGACUGAUAUACGGCCACUGAUGACUAUAGCCUUAUAGUCACUUAUCAGCUAGUGAGGAACAAGGAUCUGAAGGUAUACGCGAUGCCUGAUAUUUAAGAUACUAGUAAAAACUGAUUCUUGACUGUAGUCUUUAAAAAUGAUCUUUACGACAUUGUAAAUCUGGUUUUUUAGUCUUUGACAGCUUUGUCUUUUGUCCACACCCCUUGACUAUCUACUACAAUCUUUACAGCAUUCUACGUCUACUUUUUUAGUUAUUGACUGCAAUCCUAUACUUAAACCUCUCCCCUGCAGUCUUUUACUAAAGUCUUCUACAGAGUCUUCAAUGGCAACGUUUAAACUAUCAAUAUCAAAGUAUUCUAUCAAUCCAACAUUCUACAGCAGUCCCAGGGUCACAAAGUCACUACUUAAUAAUUAUCGGCUUGUCUCCUCUAAUAGCAGCCUUUCGCCACGGUCUUCACAUUUCCUGAUGCUCACGAUUCUGUGUGAAAUGGAGUUGUCUUUUUAAGUGCUCUGCAGCCUUUUAGUGCAAUCUUCUAUCGCAUUUUACAUCUGUUUUUAUUGUAGUCUUUGUCUGCAGUCCUUUAUUGGCAGUUCUUCCCUGAAGGCCUCUAUGGCAUAUUACAUCUAACUUUAACUGCAACUAUUUAGCUGUCUGCAGUCUUGGACAGCCGCAAAGUUACAAUGUCACCAUUGAAUAAUGUUUGGGUUGACUACCGUCUACUGCAGUCUUCUGAAUACCGCAUGAUCACAAAGUCACUACUGAGCAAUGAUUGGCUUAUUUGUCAUCCUAUAACACUAUAGCAGAGAAAUACCUUCUAUAUAGAAAGUCAUUGAUAGUGGUCAUGAACCAUCUUCAUCUAACUCAAAACUGUUCUAGAUGUAAAUAUAUACGAUUAAAAUCCUCUAUAGCAGCUCUUGACUGUGGUCAAGACUGUAGUCAAUGAUCACAGAGUCACUACUGAGCAAUGAUUGGCUUAUUUGACAUCGAAUAACGAUGCGUCGACACCGUAGUAGGCAAAACCUUCUAUAUAGAAGGUCUUUAAUAGUAGGCACCAACCAUCUUCCUAUAAGAAACCUGCCGCAUCCUGAAGUGGUGGCUCUCAUCAAACACUCGGGCACCACCGUCACGCUCACAGUGCUGCCACCUGCCGCCGUCCGAGACUGAUAUACGGCCACUGAUAACUAUAGCCUUAUAGUCACUUAUCAGCUAGUGAGGAACAAGGAUCUGAAGGUAUACGCGAUGCCUGAUAUUUAAGAUUCUAGUAAAAACUAAUUUAGAUGUACGAUUGAAAUCCUCUAUUUGACUGUAGUCUUUAAAAAUGAUCUUUACGACAUUGUAUAUCUGCGUUUUUAGUCUUUGACAGCUUUGUCUUUUGUCCACACUCCUUGACUAUCUACUACAAUCUUUACAGCAUUCUACGUCUACUUUUUUUAGUCUUUGACUGAAAUCCUUAAUUUAAAGCUCUCCCCUGCAGUCUUUUACUAAAGUCUUCUACAGAGUCUUCAAUGGCAACGUUUAAACUAUCAAUAUCAAAAUAUUCUAUCAAUCCAACAUUCUACAGCAGUCCCAGGGUCACAAAGUCACUACUUAAUAAUUAUCGGCUUGUCUCCUCUAAUAGCAGCCUUUCGCCACGGUCUUCACAUUUCCUGAUGCUCACGAUUCUGUGUGAAAUGGAGUUGUCUUUUUAAGUGCUCUGCAGCCUUUUAGUGCAAUCUUCUAUCGCAUUUUACAUCUGGUUUUAUUGUAGUCUUUGUCUGCAGUCCUUUAUUGGCAGUUCUUCCCUGAAGGCCUCUAUGGCAUAUUACAUCUAACUUUAAUUGCAACUAUUUAGCUGUCUACAGUCUUGGACAGCCGCAAAGUUACAAUGUCACCAUUGAAUAAUGAUUGGGUUGACUACCGUCUACUGCAGUCUUCUGAAUACCGCAUGAUCACAAAGUGACUACUGAGCAAUGAUUGGCUUAUUUGUCAUCCUAUAACACUAUAGCAGAGAUAUACCUUCUAUAUAGAAAGUCAUUGAUAGUGGUCAUGAACCAUCUUCAUCUAACUCAAAACUGAUCUAGAUGUAAAUAUUAUAUACAAUUGAAAUCCUCUAUAGCAGCUCUUGACUGUAGUCUUUAACUAUGAUCUUUACGACAUUGUAAAUCUCUUUUUUAGUCUUUAACAGCUGUCGACACCCUUGACUAUCUACUACAAUCUUUACAGCGUUCUACAUCUAGUUUUUUAGUCUUUGACGGCAGUGCUCCAGCCUUAUAGUCACUUAUCAGCUGGUGAGGAACAAGGCUCUGUAGGUAUACGCAAUGCCUGAUAUUUAAGAUUCUAGGAAAAACUGAUGUAGAUGUAUUGGAAGUCGUCUGCAGGCUUUUAUUGCAGCUUUCUGCUACUCAUUUUACCAAGAUCUUCUAUAGCAUUCUACAUCUCGUUUUAUGCAGCUGUUGAGUCCUCUAAUAACAGCCUUUCGCCACGGUCUUCUCAUUUCCUGAUACUCACGAUUCUAUGUGAAAUGGUGUUGUCUUUUUUUAAGUGCUCUGCAGCCUUGUAGUGCAAUCUUCUAUCGCAUUUUACAUCUGUUUUUACUGUAGUAUUUGACUGCAGUCCUUUAUUCGCAGCUCUUCCCUGAAGGCUUCUGUAGCAUAUAACAUCUAAUUUUAACUGCAACCAUUUAGCUGCCUGCAGUCUUUUGACAGCCGCAAAGUUACAGUGUCACCAUCAAAUAAUGAUUGGGUUGUCUGCCGUCUAAUGCAGUCUUUUGUCUGUGGCAAGGUCACAAAGUCACUAUUAAACAAUGAUUGACUCGUUCCGUAUCUAAUGACGCGGCAUCGACAAUCUUUUUAUACGGAACCUGCCUUAGGCACAUAGGCCUCUUCAAAGCUGAUGCCUGAUAUUUAAGAAUCUACGUAAACUCGACUUAAACUACAUUAAAGUCUGCUUCAAACUAAUUACAACCUCAUAGUCACGAUUGACUAAUUUGUCGACUAUAAUAACCAUAAAAAUCUAGUUUUUGAUAGUAAUUUCUCAAGCCAUUUUUAAGUAGACUAAAUUUUCUACAAUGUGAGACUAGAAGUUUCUCUGUUGACCCUAUAAAGAAUGGAAAAGAAUAUAUCAAUUGAUAUACCUAUAUUAAUUAUUUCAUUCAUAUAAUGGUUUGUACGAGCAUAUUAAAUGAAAGACAUACUUAUAGUUUUGAUAUCAGUACAACAGUUUCUAUAUUAAAAUAUAGUGUUGCUGUUGAGAUUGUAAAGUUUAGAGAAAUUAAUUAAAAAUAGUGUAUGUAUAUUCAUAGCCAGACGAUUAGAAAUAUAAAUAUGGAAAUACUGCAUUGUAAUAUAAAAAAUACGACGUUAUAUUUUUAUAACAUUAUUCUACUGACGUCUGUGCCAAAACAUUGUAUUUUAGCAGCUAACAUUUUUAUGUUUUAUAUAUUAAUAAUAGUACUUGGUAAUAGUAUUUUUUGUAUUUAAAUGCAUUUUAUCUAAUGACUUUUCCCAUCCUAUGUCCUGUUUGACAUGUCCAGUAGUAAACCAUAAGUAUUUUAUAAAUGUUUCUCCAAGUUUUAUAAAUAUAUCAAAAUGUUUUACUAUAUUGUAACAUUUUUUAAAACUAUAUAUGUGUUGUAUAUGUCUCGGAAAGCAUUAACUUUCUGAUGAUUAGUAAUGAUAUUAAACAUGUAUGUUCGGUAGUUAAGUAGGUAUGCCUGUCCUAUUUAAUAUUGGGAACAUGACAGCUGCACUAAGGAACUUUAAUUAAUGUAUGUUGUCAUCUCUGAACAAGAACUUAAUUAUUUUUACAUAUAGACCAAAAGAGGGACAAUUAUAUGGUGCUAUGAACAGCGCUCGAAAAACAUAAAAUUGGAUACCUUUGUAUGAAUUGUGGAUACACUGGUCACCUUUCAUACCGAAUCAAAAAGUGAUCGAAUGGCCAAUGCAAACCUGCCAUCAUACCUCUGAUACUUUUUGGUUGGGUAAUACCCACUUUGUUUGGAAAUCUUUUCUUCAAUCUAUUGUCUAUGGGAGUGUACGCACAAACCUCAUAGCAUUACUUUUAUUCUUAUGUUACCCCUCGUUAACACCAAUGUAUAAUACAUGUAUUUCAUAAAUAUUAUACAAUAUCUUAAUUUUUUGUUCAUACUUAAAUACAUCUAUAAAACAUCUAUUUUAUUAUUAAUUUCUUGAUUAUACUUUCUAAGUAAUUAAUGUAUAUUGUAGCAGGGCUUGUAACCGGUUUCGAAAAUACCGGUAAAUAAAGGUUAAUACCGGUUUUAGUAAAGGUUUCCUUCGGAGCGGGUCCGAAAUGAAAGCGGUACCUAAAACCUUAAUAAACCGGUUUAAUCAAGAGCGACACGUGCACGCGUCGGCAUCGCUUGAAGUUUGUUCUGUUUGAACUAAUUAAGUCACAACUUGUUAAUGCUCAGACAUUGGUGCAUUUAUUGACACGUUCGCUAGCGUCUAGCGAGUCAUCAUUUUGUAGUUGUGUACUUGUGUACUGACACACUUCUUCACUCACUCGAUCUGUAGUUGGAAAUAAACUGAGAUAAAAUCAUUAUAAAUUUGAUUUGAAACGGCGAAGGCGAUGCCGUCAGUAAGAGUGAAAUGAAACCCUUUAAAACCGCUAAAUUGAUUCAAAACCUAUUUGAUUUCGCUUUUUAUGAAAACCGGUUUUUUUAAGGUUAAGGUGGAGCCAAAAAAAAACCUAAAUAAAACGCUCCUAAUAUACUUGAUACUGAUAAAGGUUUGAAAAAUUAACCGGUAAACAAGCCCCGUAUUGUAGUAAUGCAUUAUAUGUGAAACAAAGUAUCAUGAAAAUUACAUCGUCCAGUUAGGAAUGUGAAAAUUAAGUGUAUGAUUCUCCAUAUGCUGUUAUUAAAUAACAAAUACUGAAAACGUUUAGUAUACAAUACUUGGAUCAAACUUGUUGGAUAAACCAAGUAUAUGAUUUAUACUUGUAAGAUACUAAUUGUCUUUGAAGUGUGUAAACGAAAGAAUGUUUUAAACAGCCUCAACAAGUAUUCUACAAGUUUUGUUUAAAACUAGUAUACGACUUGUUUCUUGGUGAAAACGAGGGGUUAGGUUGUCGUUUUCUAUUCUAAUUCCCAAAAGGGUAACAGCGUAAACUCGAAUCAAAAUUAAUUAAAGUUUCUGAGUGCAUUUGUAUGAGAAAAAUGUACUUUAUCGAAAGCUUUAAUGCGUAUGCUAUGCUGUUUAAAAUUCUAAAUGUAGGUUUAUAAAUUUAUCAAUCUUCCAUGGAAUAUCGUAUCCCAUCACUGACUUCCGUCCAAAUUGUGAACCUUUUCAAAGAUAGAUACCUAGUUUAAAAAGUGACUUUCGCAUUUUUCUACUUAGUAAGCAAUGACUUUACCAUAGGUUGUAAGUGUUGCCUUUAACAUAAGUAUUUUAAAGUACGUAUAUACAUAGCUCCGCCUAGCAAAAUAUCUCAUUUGGCAUAGUUGAUCUUUUUCUCAAAUUUUCCUCAUCAUCAGCCUAUUAAUGUCCCCACUGCUGGGGCACAGGCCUUCCCUAUGGAUAGAAUAAGGAGAUUGGGCCAUGACCCACCACGCGGGCCCAGUGCGGUUUGGCGGGUGCUAACGACUGCAGAUGCAGCCGGGACCAACGGCUUAACAUGCUUUCCGAAACACGGAGGAACUCGAGAUAGAAGAUGUUUGGUCACCUAUCCAAUGACCGAUCACUGCGAAAGUUGCUUAACUUCAACGAUCGCAGCCAAACGCACUAACCAUUUGCGCCAUCGAUCUCCUCGUGAAUUCUACUAAUGAAAUGAAAUUAUACUUUUUUCAAAUUGAUUUAUUGAAAGGUCUUUUGAAUCUUCCAAUAUUUUUUCCUACUACCCAUACAACAAGACAUCUUUUAGCUGAUGAGAAGAAUGGAAGCAAGAUAGUGUCGUCUUUUAGGUUGAUGUUGAUAGACUAAGAACUCACGGCGCGAUUACCUCACGCGCCUGCCGCGCUCGUGGUUUUUUGGAAUGUAACAGUUCCGCCGUCGCCCGCUGCGAGUGCGGGAAAAACGCUUCGUAAAUAGGGUAUUUGACAAGUUUUAGAAAACGAUCUCACGUUAUUUACUAAUGUUUAUAGAGUCCAUAAAAAGUGGAUAUUCAUCAUUAUGUUGUGUAUUUCGGUAAAAAAACCAAAUCAAAAACGAUAUUUUCAAGUUGCCGCGAAAAACGUAUCUUUGGACAAUAUGGCGUCUCACUGGUGUGUGACGUCACACGACUGUCAGUAUAAUGUCAAACCAUACAAUCAAAUGUCACUUUAACCGGAAGUUUACUUGCGUGUGACGUCAUUUUAGGCUCCACCAUUCCCAAGCGUUUUGGGUCACGUGACAAUAGACAAGAAAACUAUUAGCUUUAUCGUGAGUUUUUAGUAAAAUUAUGAAUAUUUUUUCUGUAAAAAUAGUAAAAACUCCUGCCAAUAUUCAUUCUAAAUACAGAUGCUAAAAAUUGGCACUUUAUUUUUAAUACUGUCAAAUACCCCAUUCUCAGCCCUAACGUGCGCCUUCGGAUAUAUCGUGAUUGUCAUCGUCAUCCAUCCUGUAUAGUUAGUACGUGAUACAACAAAGUUCACGAUAUAUGGAUUAUCGAUUUUAGGGCUUACGCUGCGUUAAGCGGCAGCAUGGAGCAGACGUCCGCUCCGCGUGCAGUUUCUUGUCAUUUCAUAGAACAGCGCUGAUCUAUGAAAUGACUAACACAAACACGCGGAGCGGACGUCCGCUCAGUACUUCCGCUUAACGUAGCGCACGCCUUUAAAAAAAAUAGCCCAUAUUUAUAGUGUUCGCAUCUGAUAUUCAUAUUAUUAUAGUGUAUGCACAUGGAUAAGUAAACAUAACUUUAAUACAAAAAAUCAUUUUGUAUAUGGCAGCUAUAAAAUCAGUAGGUACUUAAAUUAUUUAUCUACUACUGAGCAUGAAAGCUCUAGAAAACUAGCAAUAAUCAUUUGAAGGAAUGAUAUAGACAUGUAUAAAAUUUAAAUACAAAUUUCCUUAAUCUACUUAUAAAUAAUAUCUUAUUUACUUUCCUUUUCUUUAACUUUGCAUAAGUUUUUCUUACGGUAAUCAGUUCUAAUCGUUAUUUUUAUUUUUCUCAAUCAUCGUAAUUUUGAGUCCUUCUUCCAUUUAGUUUUUAAGGUAGAAGUUUACUGCCAAAACAUUAUGAAUAUGUAGCAAUUGUUAUUAUUAUGAAUCUAAAAUGGAAUUUUGCUGUUCUGUAAAUAUAAUUCCUUUUAUUUCUUGCUAGUUGUUAUAAUUCUUCUUUCAAUAAAUAUGUACUACUAAUGUUUAUUAAUAAAUGUGUAGACUUAGGAUUCAUUAUUAAUAGCGGACUGGACUGAACUUAUUGUUUGUAAUAAUUUGAUUCUUUAUGUAAUAAUGUAGUUCGAUUAUGGAUAAAAAUAAUUCUCUUUAUAUCUCAUAAGAAAACCACCGAGCUUUUAUUGUGUUUUAUUUGUAAGUCUUUAAUUGUACUCCCUAGUGUGUAAGAUUGCAAUAUUUUUGUGCCUUUCAACGGUGUCUUGCCUUGUAAAAUAGUAAAAUGAAAAAUCUUGCUCACUGUAAUUAAUCUAUUUACAUAAUUGUUAUUCCAAAGAUAUCCUCGAACAAUCUGCAAUUGAAAUCGUCUCCAAUGCAUAUUACAAUAAUGUAAGAGUUUUUAUAAAUAAUGAGAUACAGAUUAAAUCAAUAAAUUUAUUUUUUAUUUAA